AUGCUGGACCCGUCUUCCAGCGAAGAGGAGUCGGACGAAGGGUUGGAAGAGGAGAGCCGCGAUGUGCUGGUGGCGGCCAGCGGCUCGCAGCGAGCACCACCGGCCCCGGCUCGCGAAGGGCGGCGGGACGCGCCGGGGCGCGCGGGCGGCGGUAGCGCGGCCAGACCGGUGAGCCCCAGCCCCUCGGUGCUCAGCGAGGGGCGAGAUGAGCCCGAAAGGCAGCUGGACGAGGAGCAGGAGCGGCGGAUCCGCUUGCAGCUCUACGUCUUCGUGGUGAGGUGCAUCGCGUACCCCUUCAACGCUAAGCAGCCCACAGACAUGGCCCGGAGGCAGCAGAAGCUUAACAAGCAACAAUUGCAGUUACUGAAAGAAAGGUUCCAGGCCUUCCUCAACGGAGAAACCCAAAUCGUGGCCGAUGAAGCAUUUUGCAAUGCAGUUCGGAGUUACUAUGAGGUUUUUCUGAAGAGUGAUCGAGUGGCCAGAAUGGUUCAGAGUGGAGGAUGUUCUGCUAAUGACUUCAGAGAGGUGUUUAAGAAAAACAUAGAAAAACGUGUGCGGAGUCUGCCAGAAAUUGAUGGCUUGAGCAAAGAGACAGUGCUCAGUUCGUGGAUAGCCAAAUAUGAUGCCAUUUACAGAGGUGAAGAGGACAUGUGCAAACAGUCCAAUAGAAUGGCCCUAAGUGCUGUGUCUGAACUUAUUCUGAGCAAGGAACAACUCUAUGAGAUGUUUCAGCAGAUUCUGGGUAUUAAAAAGUUAGAACACCAACUCCUUUAUAAUGCAUGUCAGCUGGAUAACGCGGAUGAACAAGCAGCCCAGAUCAGGAGGGAACUUGACGGCCGAUUACAGCUGGCAGAGACAAUGGCAAAGGAAAGAAACUUCCCCAAAUUUAUAACAAAAGAAAUGGAGACUAUGUAUAUAGAAGAGUUGCGAUCUUCAGUGAAUUUGCUAAUGGCCAAUUUGGAAAGUCUUCCAGUUUCAAAAGGUGGUCCGGAAUUUAAAUUACAAAAACUAAAACGUUCACAGAAUUCUGCAUUUCUGGACAUAGGCGAUGAGAAUGAGAUUCAACUGUCAAAGUCGGAUGUGGUGCUGUCAUUCACCUUAGAGAUUGUCAUAAUGGAAGUGCAAGGUUUGAAGUCCGUUGCUCCCAAUCGAAUUGUUUACUGUACAAUGGAAGUGGAAGGAGGAGAAAAACUGCAGACAGACCAGGCUGAAGCCUCAAGGCCACAAUGGGGAACUCAAGGUGAUUUUACCACCACCCAUCCUCGGCCUGUGGUCAAAGUAAAACUCUUCACCGAAAGCACUGGGGUCCUGGCCCUCGAAGAUAAAGAGCUGGGAAGGGUGAUAUUAUACCCAACUUCUAAUAGCUCCAAGUCAGCUGAGUUUCACCGAAUGAUAGUUCCAAAAAAUAGCCAGGACUCUGACUUAAAAAUCAAAUUAGCAGUGCGAAUGGAUAAACCACCACAUAUGAAACAUAGUGGAUAUCUGUAUGCCCUAGGACAGAAGGUUUGGAAAAGAUGGAAAAAACGUUACUUUGUUCUUGUUCAGGUUAGCCAAUACACAUUUGCUAUGUGCAGUUAUAGAGAGAAAAAGUCUGAACCACAAGAACUAAUGCAGCUGGAAGGAUACACUGUGGACUACACAGAUCCCCACCCAGGCCUUCAAGGUGGUCAGAUGUUCUUUAAUGCAGUUAAAGAAGGAGACACUGUGAUAUUUGCUAGUGACGAUGAACAAGAUAGAGUAUUAUGGGUUCAGGCCAUGUAUAGGGCCACAGGUCAGUCCUAUAAACCCAUUCCUGUGAUUCAAACCCAGAAGCUGAAUCCUAAAGGAGGGACUCUCCAUGCGGAUGCUCAGCUUUAUGCAGACCGUUUUCAGAAACAUGGUAUGGAUGAGUUUAUUUCUGCUAAUCCUUGCAAGCUUGACCACGCCUUCCUUUUUAGAAUACUCCAGAGGCAGACUUUGGAUCACAGACUGAAUGAUUCCUAUUCUUGCUUGGGUUGGUUCAGUCCUGGCCAAGUCUUUGUGUUAGAUGAGUACUGUGCCCGUUAUGGUGUGAGAGGCUGUCACAGACAUCUCUGCUACCUUACAGAACUGAUGGAACAUUCAGAAAAUGGUGCUGUCAUUGACCCAACCCUGCUCCAUUACAGCUUUGCAUUCUGCGCCUCUCAUGUGCAUGGCAACAGGCCUGAUGGAAUUGGAACUGUUUCAAUGGAAGAAAAAGAGAGAUUUGAGGAGAUAAAAGAAAGACUCUCUUCCCUUUUAGAAAACCAGAUAAGCCAUUUCAGAUACUGUUUUCCCUUUGGACGACCUGAAGGUGCUCUCAAAGCUACGCUUUCAUUACUUGAAAGGGUUUUAAUGAAAGAUAUCGCCACUCCCAUACCAGCAGAAGAGGUGAAAAAAGUGGUCAGAAAAUGUCUCGAGAAAGCGGCCUUGAUCAAUUACACUAGACUCACAGAAUAUGCCAAAAUAGAAGAGACCAUGAACCAGGCACCUCCUGCUAGAAAGCUGGAAGAGGUUCUUCAUCUAGCAGAGCUCUGCAUAGAAGUCUUACAGCAGAAUGAAGAACAUCAUGCAGAGGCAUUUGCCUGGUGGCCUGAUUUAUUGGCAGAGCAUGCGGAGAAAUUUUGGGCUUUAUUCACAGUAGAUAUGGAUACUGCACUGGAGGCCCAACCACAAGACUCCUGGGAUAGUUUUCCUCUUUUCCAACUGCUCAAUAAUUUCCUCAGAAAUGACACACUUUUGUGUAAUGGAAAAUUUCACAAACAUUUGCAAGAAAUCUUUGUGCCCUUGGUUGUCCGCUACGUCGAUCUCAUGGAGUCCUCCAUCGCCCAGUCAAUUCACAGAGGUUUUGAGCAAGAGACAUGGCAGCCUGUCAACAAUGGCUCAGCAACAUCAGAAGACCUUUUUUGGAAACUCGAUGCCCUGCAAAUGUUUGUCUUUGAUCUGCACUGGCCAGAACAAGAAUUUGCCCACCACUUAGAGCAAAGACUUAAACUAAUGGCCAGUGAUAUGAUAGAGGCCUGUGUCAAAAGAACAAGAACUGCGUUCCAAGCCAAGCUGCAAAAGGCAAGCAAAACCACCGAGUUGCGCAUCCCGGCUUCCGUGUGUACAAUGUUUAAUGUAUUAGUCGAUGCCAAAAAGCAAAGCACCAAGCUUUGUGCCCUGGAUGGAGGACAAGAGCAACAAUACCAUUCAAAAAUAGAUGAUUUGAUUGACAACGCUGUAAAAGAAAUCAUUUCACUGCUAGUUUCAAAGUUUGUUUCAGUGUUGGAAGGGGUGUUAUCUAAGCUGUCAAGAUAUGAUGAAGGCACUUUCUUUUCAUCCAUUCUGUCAUUCACUGUGAAAGCAGCUGCAAAAUAUGUGGAUGUUCCAAAACCGGGAAUGGAUCUGGCAGACACAUACAUUAUGUUUGUUCGGCAAAAUCAGGAUAUUCUUCGAGAAAAGGUCAAUGAGGAAAUGUAUAUAGAAAAGCUGUUUGAUCAAUGGUACAGCAGUUCCAUGAAAGUCAUUUGUGUCUGGUUGGCUGAUAGAUUAGACCUUCAGCUUCAUAUUUACCAACUGAAGACGCUCAUCAAGAUUGUGAAGAAAACGUACAGGGACUUCCGACUGCAGGGUGUGUUGGAAGGCACCCUGAACAGUAAGACCUACGAUACUCUGCACAGGCGGUUAACGGUGGAGGAGGCUACAGCCUCUGUCUCAGAAGGAGGAGGACUUCAAGGCAUCACCAUGAAAGACAGUGAUGAAGAAGAAGGCUGAUAACCCCGGCGCUGUAGGAGGAAAGAGGAUGUUGACCUCGUUUAUUUUGUACUCCGUCUUUGUAAUUACAUUGAUUGUCUGGACCAAAUAAAAAUGCUUGUAUUUCACUCCACUUUGCAAGGAGUCAACCAGGAAGCAGAGUGAAAGGGGAAAAUGCCAAGUUUUUUUUUGGUUUUUGUUUUUAGGAUCAGCCUCUCCAGUGUAGCUUGACCUAAAAUGAGCUUUGGCUUUGUUUGUGAUUGGAACAUGAUUUUUUUGGGUUUUUUAGAAGCUUUGACUUUUUCUUCUGUGAUUAAAUCAAAGUAGUGUCCUCUGUGUGAAAUGAGAUCUACAUUUCUCAGAGUAUGAUAUUGUAAGAAGAAGCCACUCCUGAUCACUGCGUCAGCUCUCUUGUACCCUUGUUAAAAUGGUGUGUAUUUAAUAGUUUAUCAUUUAUGUGUCAGGGUUUGUUUUUUUUUUUUUUCAUAGUUAAUUUGCCAUUAAUGUUGUAAUGUGUGUAAAAACUUUAACCUUGGUUCUUAGUACUCUGAAUUCAUCUGCAGGCUUAAAGGACUGCCAAACCAAAUAUAGACUAGAUCCUCCGUCAGCUUGUGUCCCCUUCUAUUCUGAACAUACCUUUCAAGUUUAGGAAAAAAAAAAUCCCAAAGCGUAAGGUAAUUAAGUGUGCUGCCAUCAACAUACCACAUUCUCCUACUUCUAAAUGUAACAGCUUGCAGGCAAUAAAAAUGUAUUUGGUCAAAACCACCUCUGUAUUUAUUAGACUUAUAUAAAUUAAAUGCAGUAAAAAAUGUUUGCAGUAUUACAAACAUC
Messenger RNA from Enhydra lutris kenyoni (northern sea otter), 4563 nucleotides. RefSeq names its product calcium dependent secretion activator 2. Lineage: Eukaryota; Metazoa; Chordata; Mammalia; Carnivora; Mustelidae. Gene Ontology annotation, biological process: positive regulation of exocytosis; synaptic vesicle exocytosis; dense core granule exocytosis. The record is from RefSeq and is a predicted model, not a curated record. Gene Ontology annotation, cellular component: glutamatergic synapse. The transcript is spliced from 27 exons. The coding region runs from base 1 to 3753 and encodes 1250 amino acids.